Messenger RNA from Rotaria socialis, 618 nucleotides. The record is from the annotation of a GenBank genome assembly. NCBI's taxonomy places the organism in Eukaryota, Metazoa, Rotifera, Eurotatoria, Philodinida, Philodinidae.
AUGACAGAUAAACAAAAAAUUCGUAAAUUAACAAAUGGACUUAAAUUAUCAUUAUAUCAAGAGGCUAUUAAAGAAGCUUAUUCAACAUCAUUUGAUUUUUUGACAAAGACACAACAACUGGAAAAUAUUCAGAAGUUGAUCGAAUUACGACAAACUCAAACAACUCAAGUAUCAACGAUAAUGAAGAAUGAUGACAAAUUAUCAUUACCAUUACAUUCUUAUCAAUCAUCGAGUCAACAACCAAACAAUUACACAAGAAGACCAACAUAUUAUUCUUCAUCAGCACAAAAUGAUUAUUCAGAUACAACACAGCAAUCGUUUGCAUUACCAUCGAAUCCGUAUCCAUCAUAUGAACACUAUGAAGGUAAUCAGAAUCAACAAUAUCCAGCAUCACAGGUUUCUCAAGUGCAGCAACGGUACAACCAACCACAUUCGUUUACACAACAUCAAAAUUAUUCAUCAGGAAAAUCGGAUAUUUAUUGUUAUAAUUGUGGUCAACCUGAACAUAUUGCUCGAUAUUGUCAACAAGAGACUGCAACUUCAUCAGCCGGUCAACAACAAAAAUAUUCAAAAAAACAAUUGCAGGGGUGCCGGAUGGUGAUUCUUCUGAAACAAUAA